Molecule: messenger RNA, 1176 nt
Organism: Talaromyces atroroseus
Lineage: Eukaryota; Fungi; Ascomycota; Eurotiomycetes; Eurotiales; Trichocomaceae
Exons: 3
Coding region: 1-1176 (391 amino acids)
Molecular function (GO): nucleotide binding
Source: RefSeq, a predicted model, not a curated record
AUGCCACCUGCUCGUCCCGUUCAGACUGCUUUGAUCGGCCUCUCAUCCUCGGCCGUCACGGCUUGGGCGGCCGAUGCGCAUUUACCAGUGCUUGUGAACGCCCGGUACAAACAUCUCUUCAACAUCACCGCCCUCUGUAAUAGCAGCGUCGCGGCUGCAAAAUCCGCCAUUCAAACCUACCAGCUCGAUUCUUCAUGGGUGCGAGCCUAUGGAAGUCCCGAGGACCUCGCCGCUGAUCCAGCGGUCGAUCUCGUACUCUGCAACACACGAGCAGACAAACACUACGAAACGAUUCUUCCUAGUCUGCGAGCGGGGAAGUCCGUCUACAUCGAGUGGCCCAUUGCAAGCAAUCUGACACAGAUUGAUGAGCUGGUGGCAGCAUUCCGCGCAAGUACUAACCCGUUGCAAGUGGCGGCAGUCGGUCUGCAGGGCCGGUUCUCGCCGGCCGUGCUGAAGAUGAAGGAGCUUCUCCAUUCAGGAAGCCUGGGGAGGCUAUUGGGUACAGAAGUGACAGCAUAUGCAGGCACACAGAGUCCAGAUGUGUUGUCAACGGGCUUGAAAUACUUUGCGCAAAAGGAAGUUGGGGGCAACCCAAUUACCAUCGGAUUUUCGCAUCUAAUCGACUGGGUUCAGUCAGUUGUGGGCGACGUAGUUCCCGAAACAGAACAUGUGCAUUUCCAACUUCAGCACCCGGAAAUACGCGUCCGAGACCCUAGAACUGGCGAAUUAGUGGAGAAAUUUGCGUCAGAUGUCCCGGAUUUAUUGAGUUUGCAUGGCUCCCUUCCUGAAUCCUCCUUCGCAGUACCAAAGGCAACUCUAGUUGCCUAUUUUUCACGGGGCCGUCCUUUCCCCGGCGAUCCCGCGAUAUCGUGGACGUUGAACUGCGAAAGGGGGACUAUUCGCUUUGUCUCCCCGUCAUCAACUGCGUUGCACGUGAAUGGAUAUGAAGCGCCCAUAACUAUUACCGUCCAUCAAUUCAAGGCGAACAGGCUCGAGCAGGUACCUUGGACAUGGUCAGAGGCACAGCUAGAAUUUCCUCUGCGCGCGAGGUCUACCCAGGACUGUCUGGUAGCCCUUGUUGAAGGAAACAAAGAAAGAUAUGUUUCCUUGGAAGACGGCGCAAAGAGAGCGAGGCAGACUUUACGGUGGCUAGGCUCCUUUCAAGGCCAGAAAUAG